Molecule: messenger RNA, 2046 nt
Organism: Abrus precatorius (Indian licorice)
Lineage: Eukaryota; Viridiplantae; Streptophyta; Magnoliopsida; Fabales; Fabaceae
Product: L-type lectin-domain containing receptor kinase S.4-like
Exons: 1
Coding region: 1-2046 (681 amino acids)
Biological process (GO): protein phosphorylation
Cellular component (GO): plasma membrane
Molecular function (GO): protein kinase activity; ATP binding; carbohydrate binding
Source: RefSeq, a predicted model, not a curated record
AUGGCCAACCUUUUCAAACUCUUAACUUUUUUGGUUUUCCUUUUGAUCCCAGUUUCAUCUCAGAUUGACCAGCUUCUGUAUGCUGGAUUUAAGGAUGUGGGUGCCAACAACCUAACCUUGAAUGGGGUGGCAAAGAUAGAGGAAAAUGGGAUACUGAAAUUGACAAAUGAAACAAGCAGAUUAAUGGGUCAUGCUUUUUACCCAUUACCUUUUCAGUUCAAAAACUCCACAACUGGUGAAGUUUUCUCCUUUUCUUCAUCAUUUGCUCUGGCUAUUGUCCCUGAGUAUCCCAAACUUGGUGGCCAUGGCUUGGCCUUCACGAUAGCACGCUCUAAGGAUCUCAAUGCUCUACCUAGUCAGUACCUGGGUCUCCUUAACUCCAACGAUGUUGGUAAUUUCUCCAACCAUCUCUUUGCUGCUGAGUUUGACACUGUCCAAGACUUUGAGUUCGGGGAUAUUAAUGAUAACCAUGUUGGAAUCGACAUCAAUAGCUUGCAGUCCAAUGCAUCUGUUAAUGCCAGUUACUACACUAGUGAUUCAACCAAUGAGGGUCUAAAUCUGAAAAGUGGGAAACCCAUUCUAGCUUGGGUUGAUUAUGAUUCUGCACAAAAUCUUGUCAAUGUUACAAUUUCUCCAACUUCAACAAAACCCAAAAAACCAAUCUUGUCCUUUCAUGUGGAUCUCAAACCCAUUUUUAAUGAUACUAUGUAUGUUGGGUUCUCUGCAUCAACGGGUUUGCUUGCUAGCUCCCAUUACAUCUUGGGUUGGAGCUUUAAAAUCAAUGGACCAGCACCACCCCUUGAUCUCUCUUCUCUCCCACAACUUCCACAACCGAAGAAGAAAGAGACAUCUUUGGUAAUAGGGGUUUCAGUCAGUGUUGUUGUUAUUGUGUUAGGUGCUGUAUCCAUUGCUAUUUACUUGUUUAGAAAGAUCAAGAACGCUGAUGUGAUAGAAGCAUGGGAACUUGAAAUUGGGCCUCAUAGGUACUCAUAUCAAGAGCUAAAGAAAGCUACGAGAGGUUUCAAGGACAAAGAGCUACUCGGGCAGGGUGGUUUUGGCAGAGUUUACAAGGGAACAUUGCCUAUUUCAAAGAUACAAGUUGCUGUUAAGCGAGUUUCACACGAAUCUAAACAAGGCCUGAGGGAAUUUGUGUCGGAAAUAGCCAGUAUAGGCCGGCUUCGCCACCGGAAUUUGGUUCAGUUACUUGGCUGGUGUCGCCGCCGCGGUGACCUGCUUCUUGUGUAUGAUUUCAUGGCUAAUGGGAGCUUGGACAAGUACUUGUUUGAUGAACCAAAGAUUGUCCUAAGUUGGGAGCAAAGGUUCAAGAUAAUAAAGGGGGUUGCUUCAGCUCUUUUGUAUCUACAUGAGGGGUAUGAGCAGGUGGUGAUACACAGAGAUGUGAAGGCUAGUAAUGUGCUGCUAGAUUUUGAACUGAAUGGAAAACUAGGUGAUUUUGGUUUGGCAAGAUUGUAUGAACAUGGGGCAAAUCCAAGCACCACAAGGGUGGUGGGCACCUUAGGCUAUUUGGCACCAGAGUUGCCUAGAACAGGAAAGGCAACAACAAGUUCUGAUGUGUUUGCAUUUGGGGCACUUUUGUUAGAGGUGGCUUGUGGGCGCAGGCCUAUUGAGCCUAAGGCAUUGCCAGAAGAGUUGGUUUUGGUGGAUUGGGUGUGGGAGAGGUACAAAGAGGGGAGAAUACUUGAUGUGGUGGAUCCUAAACUGAAUGGCAAUUUUGAUGAAAAGGAGGUGCUCAUGGUGUUGAAAUUGGGGUUGAUAUGCUCCAAUGAUGUGCCUUCUGCUAGGCCUAGCAUGAGACAAGUUUUGAGGUAUUUGGAUGGGGAAGUUGAGUUGCCAGAGGACUUGAGAAAGCCAGGAGAUAUAAGCCACCAGGAGGGCUUUGAUGAAUUCUUGCACUCACUUGCAUCUUCUUCCUUUGAUAAGAUGAGUUCAAGCUCCAAUUUUGGAAAUAGAGACAUGGAUACUAGUUUUCUUUCAUUUGCUAAUUCACCUCAUUCCCUUCUCCAUGGUAGAGGAGAAACAAGGUGA